Messenger RNA from Centropristis striata (black sea bass), 2121 nucleotides. RefSeq names its product STEAP family member 2, metalloreductase (gene steap2). The record is from RefSeq and is a predicted model, not a curated record. Gene Ontology annotation, molecular function: cupric reductase (NADH) activity; ferric-chelate reductase (NADPH) activity. Gene Ontology annotation, cellular component: endosome; plasma membrane. The transcript has 6 exons. Bases 237 to 1784 code for a protein of 515 amino acids. Gene Ontology annotation, biological process: copper ion import. Lineage: Eukaryota; Metazoa; Chordata; Actinopteri; Perciformes; Serranidae.
CAAUGACCUUCACCAGAUCGCUCUUUCUGCAGACACAAUGUUGUUUAUUAUUAUCCGCUGCUGGUCUGAUCGGGUUUUAUUUACCGAGCACAUGAUGAAGAACGAGGCUGGAUAUAGUGCAGCUUGGCCCGCAUGUCCCAAAAUGUCUCCUUAUCGACGUCCUAGAGCCGAAUUGGUCCAAAAAAGGACCUACUGAAACCCUUCUCAGACAGCAGAAGAAGAGCCAGGGAGGAAGGAUGGACUCCAUCUCUAUGAUGGGCAGCAGCAGGAGCCCAGUGUUCCUCACGGCGCCGUCCUCCCGCCACCUCCGCCACGCCCAGGCCUGCUUCCUGCCCAACAGCACCAAGAGUAGAGUCGGGGGCCCGGAGUCGGCCUGCUGUCUGCCCGGCCAGCCCACCGUGGCCAUCCUGGGCUCCGGGGACUUCUCCAAGUGCCUGACCAUCCGCCUGCUGCGCUGUGGCUUCCACGUGGUGGUGGGCAGCCGCCAUCCCAAACUGGCGGCCCAGUCGUUCCCUCAUGUGGUGGAUGUGACGCACCACGAGGACGCGGUGGGGAAGGCCGCCAUCGUGUUCCUGGCAAUACGCCGAGAGCACUACUCUGUCCUGUGGGACCUCAAGCAUCUACUGGAAGGAAAGAUCCUGGUGGAUGUGAGCAACAACAGAAGGGUGAACCAGUAUCCAGAGUCCAACGCUGAGUAUCUGGCCUCGCUGCUGCCAGACUCCAUCACCGUCAAAGGCUUCAACGUCAUCUCAGCCUGGUCCAUGCAGCAGAGCUGCCCCGAGGACGCCAGCACACAGGUCUUCAUCUGCAGCGACUCGGUGGAGGCUCGACAGCAGAUUAUGGAAUUAGCCCGCCAACUCAACUUCCUGCCAGUGGAUAUGGGCACCCUGUCUUCCUCGCGGGAUAUCGAGAACAUUCCCAUACAGUUAUUUCCCGGCUGGAAGGGCCCCGUUCUAGCCGCCGUGGCCCUCUCCAUCUUCUUUUUUGCCUACUCUUUUGUACGUGAUAUCAUCCACCCCUAUGUGAAAUACAAGCAGAGUGACUUCUACAAGAUCCCCAUAGAGAUGGUGAACCGGACACUUCCCACUGUGGCCAUCACUCUCUUGGCGCUGGUGUACCUAGCGGGCCAGCUGGCAGCAGCCCACCAGCUCUACUACGGUACAAAGUACAGGCACUUCCCCCACUGGCUGGAGGGCUGGCUGCAGAGCCGCAAACAGCUGGGCCUGCUCAGCUUCUUCCUGGCUGCCGUCCAUGUGGUCUACAGCCUCUGUCUGCCCAUGAGGAGGUCUGAGAGGUACCUGGUGCUCAACACCGCCUACCAGCAGGUCCAUGCUAACGUGGAGAACGCGUGGAACGAGGAGGAGGUGUGGAGGGUGGAGAUGUACAUCUCCUUCGGCAUCAUGAGUCUGGGGCUGCUGUCGCUGCUCGCCAUCACCUCCAUCCCCUCCGUCCACAGCACGCUCAACUGGAGGGAGUUCAGCUUCAUACAGUCCACGCUGGGCUACAUCGCCCUGCUCAUCGCCACGCUGCACGGCCUGCUGUUCGGCUGGAAGCGUGCGUUCGAGGAGGACGCGUACCGCUUCUACCUGCCGCCCAGCUUCGUGGUGUCCCUGGCGCUGCCGCUGGUGGUGGUCCUGGGGAAGCUGCUGAUGCUGCUGCCCUGCGUGGCCCGCCGCCUCCACAUGAUCCGCCGCGGCCUGGACAGCUCCCACUACUGGUGCCAGAGGCUGGAGCCGGUGGGCUCGGCCGCACACGUCUCCCCGGAGAGGGUCACCAUCAUGUGACCACACACACACACACACACACACACACACACACAGCCAGUGGCGGUUCUAGACCAGGUUCACUGGGGGGGCCGGUGUUUAAUCAGAGGGGCUCAUUAGCACAUUUAAAAAUGGCAGAGAUGAUAUUUAAAGCAUUUAAAAUCUUUAUUUUAUCUCAUUUAAACAUCUCAUUUAAGUGUAUUUGGAAGAUACAAAUACAUUGAUUUAAAUAAUGAGACUCACCAACAAUAACAGGUUUUUUUGUAUGAAAAUGACAUUUCUGAUUUUUGUGCACAAUCACUUUUUUAUUUUGAAAGUGCAAUACAGUCAGAAUAUAUAUUUACAUACAUAUAUAUAU